AUGAGUGAAGGCUUUGCGAGACGUUCUACCAACCGGAAAAAUAAAAAGUUGCAGCAACAAAAGCAGAAAGCAAUUCCACUCCCAGUUUAUAUUGACCAUGGCAUUACGGCUGCUUUCAGAUAUCUGACAAGCUUUUUUUGGUCGGGCAAGUCUUAUGGAAUCUUCGAUCGUGCAUCAAGAUCUGUUUGGGUAUCCAAGCAGGAAGAUAUCGACAUUCUUUGGCGACAAGGAUUUUUUGGUAAGGGCACUCUCUCGCGGAGCGAACCACUUUGGGCUUGCAAUUACGACAAAAUUUCAUCCCGCAAUGUCGUCGGAGGUCAGUUAGUCAAGACUGAUGGUAAAUUGUCCGGCAUAUCUGCAGACGAAGAAACGUCAACUGUUUGUUCGACUACUGUUAAAGAUGUCGGUUCAGCAGUCGAAAUCGUAGAUCCAUCAACAAUGGAGCGUCUUCAGUUACAUCUGGAAGAAGCAAUGUUUUUGCUAUAUGGUCUUGGAAUUUUAGAUAUAUGCGACGUCAAUAAGAGGCAGCUUAGUAUAGAAGAAUGCUGGACGGAAUUCUGCCUUGCAGGCCACGAACCUCCCACUGACACUACAGAACAACAAUCGAAUUUGGAUAUCGACUGGAACAAUUCCUUUAUAAUUUAUUACACGGUUUAUCAUUAUUUUCGUAGUCUCGGAUGGGUAGUAAAAGACGGAACAAAAUAUGGUGUCGAUUAUCUGCUAUAUGAAAAAGGGCCGCCGUUUAAUCAUUCACAAUAUGCCGUUGUGAUUGUACCAGUUCAUGACGCGCCUGGAACGAAAUCAUCAAAUUCGGAGGCCCCAUUAAAGUUGUGGCAGUCUAUAAUGAGUUUGAGCAGAGUAUGUGGUUCGGUUAGAAAGACCAUAGUGCUUUGUCAUGUCAUAAUUCCUGAUUCAAAUGACGUUCUACCCACACAUUCACCUGAAUGUGUUAAAAUGUACGCUAUCAAAGAAAUAGUCAUUAACCGUUUUCUGCCAGAGAAAG
This is a messenger RNA of Paraglomus occultum, 1003 nucleotides long. Lineage: Eukaryota; Fungi; Glomeromycota; Glomeromycetes; Paraglomerales; Paraglomeraceae. The record is from the annotation of a GenBank genome assembly.